UCCGAUUUCGGUUAAGUCACUCAACGUAAUCUUUAUUUUAUUAUAGAUUUUCUGCUGCAUAUUUCGAGGCAUAUUUUCAAACAAAGUCAUACUCUUAGUGCGAAUAUGUCCAACGAAAAAGCUGUAUUGCCUGAAUUGAAUCUCAAACGAUCGUCCGAAACAAAAUUACAAAAGUCGUCUCGAAGAGUUUCCAAACUGCCAAAAUGUUCGCCCAGUAAAUUAAAUGGUAGUCGUCCGCAAACGGCUGAAGCAAACCAAGCCACUCUAGAUUUUCCUACUCGCAUGAAAUUGAAAGAGAAAAUAUCCGAACUACAGCAGUUGAACAACGAGUUGAAAUUUAAAAUAACUACCGCUGAGGCAAAGUUAAAAACGAAGGAUACUGAAUUGAUUGCUGCUGAGUCGUUAAAUAAGCAAAUUAAACAAUUGUUGGACAAGCACAUCAAUCGAGAGCAGGAACUGAAUGUUCAAAUUCUUAAUUUAGAAAGAAAAGUAACGAAAUUCAGCCAACAGCUGGGUGAAUUGGAAGAAGACAACAAGAAAUUUUCGAACGAGAAAAAUGAAUUUCAAACCUUGACGCGUCUGAACAAAGAACUAAUAGAGAGUCUAGCUGUAAAAGAAGCUCAGAUUUUGGAUUUAAGUGGACAAAUUGCUGAUGUUAAGCAAUCAUUCAAUGCUGCUCGGAUCAGAAACGAAACACUGGAAAGUCAAUUAGAGGAAGUAAAGAAAAUCGAACCGAUGUUAGAUGUCCGAAAAAAUUAUAUUAACAACUUGGAAGAAAAGGUAAAACAUUUGGAGAAUUUAUGUUCGGACAUGAACGACGAAAAUUGUAAAUUGAAAUACGGUAUCAACCGGUUGGAGAGCUUUCGCUUGCAUUCAUUUUUAGCGGCAAUGGGAAGAGAUACUUGUCUACUCUAAAGUCAAUACAAAAAACACCAAAAUUAUACCCAUUUCGAUUGUUCACUUUUUUGUUAAAUCAAUUUCUAAAUUCAAUUAAAGUUCAUGAAUUCAUA
Molecule: messenger RNA, 1010 nt
Organism: Bradysia coprophila
Lineage: Eukaryota; Metazoa; Arthropoda; Insecta; Diptera; Sciaridae
Source: RefSeq, a predicted model, not a curated record